This is a messenger RNA of Andrographis paniculata, 1638 nucleotides long. RefSeq names its product protein DETOXIFICATION 19-like. The transcript is spliced from 7 exons. NCBI's taxonomy places the organism in Eukaryota, Viridiplantae, Streptophyta, Magnoliopsida, Lamiales, Acanthaceae. The coding region runs from base 71 to 1513 and encodes 480 amino acids. Gene Ontology annotation, biological process: xenobiotic detoxification by transmembrane export across the plasma membrane. Gene Ontology annotation, cellular component: membrane. Gene Ontology annotation, molecular function: antiporter activity; xenobiotic transmembrane transporter activity. The record is from RefSeq and is a predicted model, not a curated record.
UAACUCUUACCCAAAACAAAUAAUAACAAAAAAAACAUCAUCGGAAAAGUUCUGGAGGUCAGAGAAGGGUAUGGCUUCAGAGAACAGCGCCGACGCGGCGGCGGCGACUCCGCUGCUGGAAAAGACGGCUGAAGGAUGUCUGAACAAGAUUGUUGACGUGGAGGAGGCGAAGGACCAAAUAUUCCUGGCGGUGCCGAUGAUAGUCACCAAUGUGUCGUACUACUUCAUCCCGCUCGUCUCGGUGAUGUUCGCCGGCCACAUCGGAGAAUCCGAGCUCGCCGCCGCCAACCUAGCCAACUCCUGGGCCUUCGUCACCGGUUUCGACCUCAUGGUUGGCUUGACCGGCGCUCUCGAGACAUUGUGCGGGCAAGCUUUCGGCGCUAAACUACAUCGAAUGUUAGGAUCGUAUCUUCAGGCAUCCUGCAUUGUUACCACGGUCUUCUCCAUCCUAGUUUCUCUGCUCUGGUGGUAUUCAGACAUUGUUCUGACUUUACUAGGCCAAGACCCUCAAGUGUCGAAAUCCGCAAGGCUCUAUCUGAGGUACCUCAUCCCCGGACUGUUCGCCUACGGUUUAUUACAGAACAUGCUGAAAUUCCUUCAGACACAGCGCGUCGUCGUGCCACUUGUCAUCUGCUCGACGAUCCCGCUUGCUCUCCAGAUCGGCAUCCGCCACAUAUUUUCUAAUUGGACAUCGUUCGAUUACGGUGGCGCGCCGUUGGCAGCCUCUGUAUCACUGUGGAUCUCGGUUCUCAUGUUGGCACUUUACGUGCUUAAGGCGAAGAGAUUCAAGGAGACCCGCGAGGGAUUCACAUUUCCGUCGUGGAGCUUCGUUGUUGUCGAUUUGAAGCUCGCUUUGCCGUCUGCAGCCAUGGUGUGUUUGGAGUAUUGGGCGUUCGAGAUUCUCGUUUUGUUAGCAGGGUUGAUGCCGAACUCAAAACUAUCUACGUCGAUUAUAGCGAUGUGCGUAAAUACAGAGUCGAUCGCCUACAUGAUCGCCUAUGGUCUCAGCGCCGCAGCGAGCACGAGGGUGUCGAACGAGUUGGGAGCAGGGAGACCCGAUCGAGCAAGGCGCGCAACUUCCGUGGCUCUUAAACUCACUGUCAUCCUUUCGCUCUGCAUCGUCGUGUCCCUUUAUUUCGGGCAUGAUCUGUGGGCGGGAUCCUUCAGCAACAGCCUGACGGUGAUCGAUGCUUUCGCCUCGAUGACGCCGCUUCUUUUGGUGUCGAUGGUUUCCGACUUUGUUCAGGGGAUCUUAUCCGGGGUUGCAAGAGGUUGCGGAUGGCAGCACUUGGUGGUGUACAUCAACUUGGGAACGUUCUAUUUACUAGGCGUGCCCGUUGCUGUUCUUCUAGGUUUCAAAUUCAAAUUAUACACCAAGGGAUUGUGGAUCGGAUUGAUCUGUGGAUUGACGGUCCAGAUGAUUGGUCUUUUGGUGCUCGCAAGAUUCACAAAAUGGCGGACGGUCGAGAUUUCCCCGGAUUUGCCGUCGAAGACAACUGUUGCGGACGUCUGAAUUUUUUUGAGAUAAAUGCAUUAUUAGUCUCGUAUGUAUGUAUGUAUUAUAUUAUCAAAAAUAUGCUUAGCGAUAAAAGUGUAAAACUGAUGAUGGAUCAUAUAUAACAUAUGAGAUUGAAAAUA